Messenger RNA from Hypoxylon fragiforme, 177 nucleotides. RefSeq lists its product as uncharacterized. Lineage: Eukaryota; Fungi; Ascomycota; Sordariomycetes; Xylariales; Hypoxylaceae. The transcript is spliced from 2 exons. Bases 1 to 177 code for a protein of 58 amino acids. The record is from RefSeq and is a predicted model, not a curated record.
AUGAGCGACUGCGGACUCCCCAUGCCCGUUUGCAUCCAAUGCGGCCGGGGCGUCGGCCUCUGCGGCGUCAAGAUCAUCGGCCCAACGAUCGGGUUCUGCGUCGCCGUGUGCGCGGCCCUCAUCUGCUGGCCCAUCGCGCUGCUGUUCUGCUGCUUCACGGAGACGGGGAAGAAGUAA